This is a messenger RNA of Jatropha curcas, 772 nucleotides long. The record is from RefSeq and is a predicted model, not a curated record. Lineage: Eukaryota; Viridiplantae; Streptophyta; Magnoliopsida; Malpighiales; Euphorbiaceae.
CUACCAGUUCCUCCAAGUUCCAGGAAAUUUAUACAAAUCCAACCUCCCAUCUUCUGCCGAGACUAAAACGCACAGCGCCGGCAUCGCUAGAGAAGGCGGAAAAGAAUUAAGAGGAGAUAGAGACGAUAGUGAACUGCUAAGAGCGAAAAACGGAAGAAUAAGAAGGUAAUGGAGGAGGACUUGACACGCCGUUGUCAUGAAGAGGAUCAAGAAGAAGAAUAUGUAGUGCUUGAUCUUGAUGCUAUUUCUGGGCAAGUUGACAUUCCUCCAGAUGCACCUUAUGUUCUAUCUGGUCUCGACACUUUAAAUCCGACACUGAUAAUAGAUGGCAAAUUGAAGCUGAUUGGAGAAUAUGAAGAAACAAUAGGAACAUGUUUGGUUUUCUCUGAAGACGGAACUUGUUGUAGUGUCAUGUAUUUUCAGAAGGUCCUCCGGUGGUUCAUGAAGAGACAGGGCCAUCAGAAGUAAACCUUUUCUCAGGAAAAUACAUAAUAGAUUCAAAUCAAGCUCCAAGUAAGCAAGUGAGGCCUGUUGCUCGCCUUCAUAAGAUCCUGAAGUUUAGAUUGUUGUUGGAUGAUGGCCAAGACGCUGCAGUUGAGGAGAAUACAUAAGAUUUGUUUACUGUUAUCUGAGGUUUUUGUAUCUGUUUUCCAACAGCCUAGUUUGAUAAGGUUAGUUAUUGAGAAAAAACAUGCAUAAGGUAGAAAAUGUACAUAACAGUUAGAUUUUGAUCUUACGGUAUUUGUUCAUAAUUAUUUGGGUCUUAAUUUUA